GGACACCUUGAAUCGUAAGCUAUGGCAACCUUCACGGCUUCCAUCAACGACAGGUAUCGCAUCACCAAAUAGUACUCCAAAUACCGUUAAUCUCUACGCCAUCUUUACCUGCUACGAUCAACUUCGAGUCAUCGCCGAACUGUCCUGUACCCCUAGUCAUGGCUAGUCUAGAAGACCUAGACGAUCUCGAGCGCGAGAACAAGGACGACAAGAAAGAUGAGAACAAGAAGACUGGUAGUGAUGUUGAUGCGGAUAUGAAGGAUGCCGAAAAGAAGGAGGAAGAGGAUGACGAUGUCCUAGACGAGGAAAUUCUAAGCUUGAGCACACGAGACAUCAUCGCAAGGCGGCGGCUGCUGGAGAACGACGCGAGAAUUAUGAAGAGCGAGUUUAACCGGUUGACACACGAAAAGCAGGCUAUGCACGAGAAGAUAAAAGAUAACCUCGAUAAGAUUGAGAAUAAUAGACAGCUACCCUACCUAGUCGGCAACGUUGUUGAGAUACUUGAUUUGGAUGUACAAGCUGAGGCUGCGGAGGAAGGCGCAAAUAUUGAUCUGGACGCCACGCGUAUAGGCAAAUCCGCAGUCAUCAAAACCUCGACUCGUCAGACUAUCUUCCUUCCACUGAUUGGUCUCGUUGAUCACGAGAAGCUCAAACCUGGCGACCUUAUUGGUGUUAACAAGGACUCGUAUCUUAUUCUUGAUACACUUCCAGCGGAGUAUGAUAGCAGAGUGAAGGCCAUGGAAGUGGACGAGAAACCGACGGAGAAAUAUUCUGAUGUUGGAGGACUAGAUAAGCAGAUCGAAGAGCUCGUUGAAGCCGUGGUCUGGCCGAUGAAGGAGGCGGAGCGAUUCAAAAAAAUUGGCAUCAAGGCACCCAAAGGUGCACUUAUGUAUGGGCCACCAGGUACUGGGAAGACGCUCCUCGCCCGCGCAUGUGCCGCCCAAACAGAUGCUACUUUCCUAAAACUCGCUGGCCCGCAACUUGUGCAGAUGUUCAUCGGUGAUGGUGCCAAGCUCGUCCGUGACUGCUUCGCACUCGCCAAAGAAAAGGCUCCAUCAAUCAUUUUUAUCGACGAACUCGAUGCCGUUGGCACCAAGCGUUUUGACAGCGACAAGUCUGGCGAUCGUGAGGUUCAACGUACAAUGUUAGAGCUUCUCAACCAGCUCGACGGCUUCGCAUCUGAUGAUCGGGUCAAGGUCCUGGCCGCUACCAAUCGCGUUGAUGUACUUGAUCCGGCUCUCUUGCGGUCUGGUCGCUUGGACCGGAAAAUCGAGUUUCCUUUGCCUAACGAAGAGGCUCGUGCACAGAUUCUGCGUAUUCAUAGUAGAAAGAUGACCGUGGACGAAGGUGUAAAUUGGAUGGAGUUGGCGAGGAGCACUGAUGAAUUUGGCGGUGCGCAGCUGAAGGCUGUAUGUGUGGAAGCGGGCAUGAUUGCACUGAGGAGUGGCCAAUCUAAGAUUAGUCACGAGCACUACGUCGAUGCCAUUGCGGAAGUGCAGGCCAAGAAGAAGGAGACCAUCUCGUUCUAUGCAUGAUCUAUGGCAUGCGUGAAAUGAACGAGGAUUAAACUUGCGUCGAUCAGGGCUGUAUUCUACUGAGAUGUUACACCACUGCGUCGAUAUCGAUACGCCAACUUGCAUGUCGAAGACCAGGCACUGACAUAAUAGAACAUAUGGACUUGUGUGCUAGGAGUUUGCACGGUAUCUUUGACUUAAUCUUGUCCACAUUUGACACUCGUCAUUUGGAGUGAAGUUGGCGAUGAAGGAGGUCGUCUCGAGACGUGCCAAAACUAGGGGUAUACGUCGGAUCUGCCUAAGCUGAAAGGACCGCAGCGGAUUUUGGGAGGGGAUGCGAUUGCUUUGGUUGGACUGGAUCUAAACGAACGGACACAACGUUCAACUUCCGGAUGUGUUGCGUAGCCUAUGCUUGACGAGUCGCUACGCUCGUCGAUGCAUCCUGUACGAACUGCUCUAGCCACAGAAAACGUUAACCACAGAGGUCGAACAUCUGCCAAAGAAAUCAGCCAAGAAGGUUUUUGCUCCGUCAUUAUCAUCAUCCUAUUCGCAUCUCAAGGCUUUCUUCACCUCUUUCAAAGAGCAGUUCAUAGUGCGUCGUCAUAAACUAUGCAUACUCUAGAUGGCACAAGUUCUAUUGACGAGAGUAACGAGUGAAUUUGCAAAUGUCGAAUACACGUAGCGUGAGUGGUCUGGCAAAUGAUUCAUACCACUCUAAGCUCCUGGUUCAUCAUUCACAAUACUUGUUUCUAUUAAAAGUCUUGAGGGAAAGGUGAGGCCUUGUGUCGUACCCUAAGAGCUCCAAUCUACGAGCUCUAAGGUAUGAGCAUGAAACAGAAGUGCGAAAUAAUGGAGAAGUGCAACGGAGACGAAAGGGAGU
Verruconis gallopava is the source of this 2394-nucleotide messenger RNA. RefSeq names its product 26S protease regulatory subunit 6A. The record is from RefSeq and is a predicted model, not a curated record. The transcript has 3 exons. Bases 159 to 1535 code for a protein of 458 amino acids. Gene Ontology annotation, biological process: proteasome-mediated ubiquitin-dependent protein catabolic process. Gene Ontology annotation, cellular component: proteasome regulatory particle, base subcomplex. NCBI's taxonomy places the organism in Eukaryota, Fungi, Ascomycota, Dothideomycetes, Venturiales, Sympoventuriaceae. Gene Ontology annotation, molecular function: proteasome-activating activity; ATP hydrolysis activity; ATP binding.